AGACGACUGUAUUAAAAUGCCGCUGCUGCCUUCUACAAUACGUAAAAUAACUUACGGGGGCUGCUUCAGACAGCUAGCUCAGCUUACGUUGCUAGCUCUGCCGUUGGGGUAUGAACGUUGAAGAUAAUCUGCGCAGCAACUAUUUUUCAUGUAUGACAGAUAGCUGGCGAACUUUAUUAGAUACUAUCGGAUAAUACCAGUGUUUUUACAUUUUAUUAUUUGUCUUAUCGUAAUAUUUUACAUUAAACGCAUUAAAUUGUUGCACACUUGGCUUGCCGAGAGCUGUCGUCAUCAUGGUCCUAGAGCCGUCCCCCAUCCCGCUGCCCGUCAACAGCAAUCACCGCGUCUCAGUAAAUGCAGCCGCGUACCGUGACAUUGUGGACCAACUAUUAAUGCCCUGAGUCUGCUGUUAAGAUGGCCUCUCCUCAGCCUGGCAGUCCACCUCUUGCAGAGCAGUACACCCCUCCUGUGCAGGAGGAUGAAGAGAGUCAACAAGAUGAAGAAGUGGUGAGGGAUCAGUCUGCAAAAAAGCGUGGCAGAGGCAGGCCCCCAAAAGCUAAACCCCUCUUCAAAUGCUCUUUGUGCACAGAGGCUUUCAAAAAUCUGUCAGCUCUGCGGAGCCACAAACUUUCAGCACAUGUGAAGGAACGUCAGCAGCAGCACCCGUGUUCUGAGUGUAGUAAAACAUUCUCAAGCAAAGCUCAACUCUCAAAGCACGAGCGCACUCACUCGGCCCUGCGCCCCUUUCAGUGUCCUGACUGUCACAAGGCGUACAAGACGCCAACAGAGCUGCGCAACCAUAGCCGCUCUCACACUGGAGAGAAACCCUUUGUAUGCACAGAGUGUGGUAAAGCCUUCAUGCAGGCUAUUUGCCUGAGGAUCCAUAUGACGCAGCACAGUGGGGAGCGUCCUUACUCUUGCCGUCAGUGCUCCAAGAGCUACCCGACGCUGUCCAAACUGAAGGUGCACAUGCGCUCUCACACCGGAGAGAAGCCGUACUUUUGUGCCGAGUGCGGGAAGAGUUUCGCAGAUCCUUCGGUGUUCCGGAAACACAGAAGGAACCAUCAGGGCCAUCGGCCUUACGCCUGCGACGUGUGCGGAAAAACGUACACAGAAUUGAAGGACCUGAAAAACCACGAGCGCUCCCACACUGGAGAAAAACCGUACCUGUGCUCAGAUUGUGGCAAAGCUUUCUCACGCUCUUCCUCUCUGGCUUGCCAUCAGCGCAUCCACUCCCAGAAUAAACCAUAUCAGUGUGAGCAGUGUGGUAAAGGCUUCACUCAGCUGUCCUCCUACCAGUCUCAUCUCCGCACUCACUCUGGUGAGAAGCCGUUCCUCUGCCCACAGUGUGGCAAGAUGUUUUCCGACCCAUCCAGUUUCCGUCGCCACCAGCGUGCUCACCUGGGUUUCAAGCCUUAUCCCUGCGAUAAGUGCUCCAAGAGGUUCCGGCAGCCGGCUGAUCUGGCCGUGCAUGAGCGCGUUCACUCUGGAGAGCGACCUUACAAAUGCCAGAGCUGUGACAAGGCCUUUGUUGCUUCCUGGGACCUGCGGCGUCACAUGCUUGUCCACACCGGUCUGAGGCCCUUCUCAUGCACUGAGUGUGACAAGUCAUUUGCAGAGCGCUCCAGCCUCAACAAGCACCGCCGUGUGCACUCUGGAGAGAGGCCUUUCAAAUGCGAGGAGUGUCUGAAAUCAUUUGUUGUAUCCUCAAGCCUUCGCAAACAUGAAAGAACUCAUCUAGCUGAGCAGUCUGAGCAGCAGCAGCAGCAGCAGCAACAACAACAACAGCAACAACAACAACAACAACAACAGGAGACAGAGGCUGGAUCAGCCUCAGGCUUCACAGCCCACACAACUCUCCCUCAGUUCUCCUGCACACACUGUGAUGCUACAUUUGGUACCUGGGAUGAAGUUCAGGCUCACGAAAAUCUUCACCCCGUUGACUCUGCUCCUUCGUCUGUCACCAAAAUUGUGCCCCUGGGAUCGCAUGUCUGUGAAACCUGCCAUGCAGAGUUUGCACAGCUGGCAGAUUUGCAGGAGCAUGAGAAGCAGCAUCCCAAGCCGAGGCCACAUGUCUGCAGCAGCUGUGGCAAAGGCUUCCUCAACAAAUCUGGACUGCGCAAACACCAGAAGAUCCACUCCACCAGCAAACCUCACAGCUGCCCCCACUGUGGCAAAGCCUUUCUGUUCGCUGCCUACCUUCGCAAGCACUUACGGACUCAUGCAGACGUUACAUCAGCAGCCACCCUCAGUGAGCUAAACAUUAUUCACACAGACCCUCUCCCUUCUCCUCCCCCCAGUGAGGUUUCUCCCUCCACUGUCGAACCCAGCGCUAUAUCUCUGACGGUUCCAGUGACUGUACCUGUGACCGCUUUUCAGACUCUUCCAGAGUACUUAGUCAAAGAGGAGGGACUUUAAACGUGUUUUUUGUUUUUACUGUUUUGUAAUUUUACCUCCACAUACUUUUAGCCAGUGGCUGUACAUCUUUAUUAGAUGAUGGGUCAGAAAUGUUCAACGUAGCCUUUAAAAAAUUCUAAAUAGUCUGUUUCAUGUUGUGUCGUUAGCAUUGGCUCAUGUUUUGUACCGCCAUUAUAUUUGAAGUGUUACAUAUGACUGUUUUAAAAUAUAUACUGUACUAUAAGUAUCCCACUAUGAAACUGUCUUAUCUGUUGUAAUAUCUUCAUUACAGUGUAUUGUGGCAAAAACACAGUAUAUACCAACCACUGUAAAUCAUCAGUAAGAUAAAUUUCCUGUGAUUUAAGGUGAAUAUGUUUUUAUAAUAUAUUUGUAAUUGCAGCUUGUCUUAAAUUUUUUUUGCAGUCUUUUGUUUUACAUUUUGUUGAAAAACAAUUUCAGACUGUGUAACAGUAUUGUCUGAUUAUUAUAAAAUUGUAAAAUUUUUAAAAAUCAGUGGCAUUAUAAAGUAUUCAAUCGAAGACAUAGCGCUUUUAUACAAAUAAAAUAUGUGAUGUGUAACUCAUGGUAAUGUUCUGUUCUGUUUUUCUACUGUUCUGUUUUUGUUAGACUUGUAUUUUGUACAUCAUUUUGAAAAAACUCACACAUGUACUUGACGAUGACACUUUUUAGAACACAUAAAAGACUGAAUGCAAAGUAAAAGUGGUUUUGUUCCAUUAGUGGACUGCUACUCUUAGAGGUAACCUUUCAAGUACUGCAUAUGUCUCCUUGAAAUACAUUAAGACUCAUGCACAAACAGAGCUUUAUGCAUUUUCUGUGACAUUUAAGGAUGUUUACAAGGAAAGAUUUUAUGAUGAAUGCUGUCAUGCUUCUUUAUAAUCAAGGACUAGUAUAUAUGUGACAUAAAGCAAUUUUAUUGACACAUGCACUGCCAAUUAUUUUAAAGCAUUUUUGCGUUCAAAUUAGACAUUUUUUAAGAAGCUAUACUGCUUCCUGUAGUGUCUUCCAGUACACCAUUUUUUGUUAGUAGUUUUUGUCUCUUUACUGGCUCAUGUUAAAUAUUUAAUUGCUUCAAGUAUUGUCUUCUUGUUCUAGCUUGGCUAAAUCUGAUUUAUGUUCACUAUCAAAUUAGACAUGCACGAUUAGACGUAAUAGACUCCAUUAGACUGUGUUCACUAUGUGCCUCACUUGUCUCAUAUUUUAUUCUGAAAAAACAGCUGAUUUUAAGUGCUAUAACAAACUAAAUCUAAAAUUCAUGGCGAAAAAUAUCUAUCAUGAUAUGUAAGUGAGACUCAAAGAUGAAAUGAUCUGUCACAAAAAUAACUGUGUAGUUACAAUUUUGGAGUGUGUUCAGUUUUUUAGCGCUGCUCCCCGUGGUUUGGCUUCCUGUGACUCCACCUGCACCGGACACAGCAUCAUCAUCAGCUUCAUCUGUGAACAGGACCAACAGGACUCAUGGAGGUGAUUGACCUUCUAUCUCCGGUCAAUGACCCAGAGAAGGAGCUCCAGAUGAAGGUAGGAUGUGGCCACUGACUCCUGAUGCAAGAUGGGCAUAGAUCUCCACAUAGAGACAGUUUAGGCCUUUGCCUGCUCAGCAUCACUGCCCCUAUUCCGGUUAAAGCCUGAUUUGUGUGUGUUCUACUUUUCUGGAGCCUGCCGACAUUGAAAACGGGUCCAUACUAAUGCUCCACAGGCAUCUGCUCAGAGUUACAUAUUUGUGUUAUGAGGGUCGCCCAGAGAAACACAUGUGCAAUUAUGAUUUGGCUUCUAUCCUCCGGCAUGAUUAUUACAGUACUUGUUCAGUCAUAUUUUGUCAAUUCACCGCUGUCUACUACCUUAGCAACUUUUAAAUAUUGACAUUCAGCUUUUUUUUCUUUGCAUCAUUCUGAUUUAGAUGUACAGAUGUGAACUUAAAGUCACUGCAAUCGUACUGGUACAUCUACGAAACACCAAGCAGUGCACAUGUUCUAUCUGUAUAAAGAAUAUGCAUAAAUCGAGCUGCUUUUGUUUGCUUAAUUUUCCUCCUGCAUGUGUCAAAAGGUACAUUGCACACACACAUUAAAAAUAAUUUCAGUUAAUCUGCAUAUUUAUUGUUUUUUAAGUUUGUUGUGAGACAUAUUUUGCAGACACCAAAAAAUCUGGGUGUUCACCACAUGAUGGUGUUUCUGAAUCAGGUUUUUCCUGUAGGCUUCACUGACAGAGUCAAAUACACACCUGUAUUUACUGUAUAUCUUUUCAGCAGUUUUCAUGCGUAAUGCUAAAAAUGACUAAAAAAAGAGUCUAAAUCUGAGAAAAGAGUUGUGCAAUUUACUUUCAUAAAAUAUUUACAUUGUGAAAUAUUUGAAUGAUAUUAAUUCAGCCAGAUAAUCAGGGUCUAACUGCACCGUUAAGCAUCGACAUUUAUGACUUGAGCUGCUUCCAGCGAGGUGAAAGGUGGAGGGAGACUGUUGGCUAGAGUUUCUGUUUAUUCUUCAGCGAGAUGGAUUUUCUAUUGCUGUGCUUCAUGCUGUAGAGCAGUGCUGCACCGGCAUCUGUUAGAGACUGGUGGGAGGGGGAAGAACGGACAAAUUAAGAAAAGUUCAGCAAAAAUGGGCAGAACAGUAAGUACCCUUAUAAGAAGCAAUCAGAAAUUGGCCUGGAUUACCUGUGAGUCUGAAAUAACUGAUUUUCUCUGGAACAAAAAAAAGAAUCAAGUGUUUAAAUGCGGUGAUUUUACAGUAAUGAGAGGCACUGAAUGUAAUAAAAACACCCGAAAUGCUUACCCUUGUGAAGUUAUGUAUGUUGUUGUAUAUCGGCUCCAUGGUUUUUACCCAAUCUUGGUAUAUUUGUUUGUCCUCUGCACUGCGAUUAUGCUCUCUGCAAACAGACAGACACUUUGUGUAAUUUACUACCCCUCAAGCCUAAGAAAUUUAAUAUUAAUAACAGACGCAAACAGCAUGUAUUCAGACACACACUGUCUUUUUACUGAUCGAAGUAAUCACAAAGGAUAAAAAAAAAUCAUACCAUUCAACAAACCAAAAAAUAAACUGAAAAAUCACACUGUGUGGGAACUUCUUACAAACUUUGAAUUACAAUAAUGUUCACCAGGCUGAGAUAAAAUAAUUCUUAAAACCAUUUAAAAUUCAGACUUUUCACACUAUGUGAUGGCAAAAAUUAUUUUACUUUUUAUUUUACCAUCACAUUUAUUGAACUAUUUCUUGUGUGUUUUACUUUCAGUGUUGGGAUUGUAACUCAAAAAAGUAAUGUGUUUCACAUUACUGGAGACAGUUUCAAAAAGAAAUGCAUUUCUUUGCUUAUUUACAUGCCCUGUCUGAAGUAAUUUAUUAUACUUACAAUUUUUAUUACUUUUUCUUUCCUCCACAACAUCACCUAAGAUGCACUGUCACAUUCAUAAUCUAGUGUUAAACCUUAUAUGUGUCAACAUAUCAGCACAAAUUCCUCUCCUAAAAAGAAGGAUAUCCAGUGCUAUAAAAAGUAUUCCCUCUGCCCCUUCAAAAUUUUUCCCUCUUAUUGCUUUUCAACAUUGAAUUGUGGUAAAUAUAAUUCGUUUUUUGGGACGAAGUCAAGAAAAUUGAUUAAAGCAAAACUUGAAUGUAAAAUAAGAAAUUGCGUGAGUAUUCUACCCCUGUGAAGUGCUAAAAGUCAUAUAGUUUGUGAAAUGAAGAUCAUGAGUGCAGUGAAUAUAUCUCAAGCGAUUAUAGUAUAAAGACACCUGUAUCUGGAAGGUCCAGUCACUGGGCAUCAGAGAUACGCUGAAGUCAACUGGAAGAGGGUUGUUUGGUCUGAUAAAACCAAAAUUGAGCUUUUUGGCCAUCAAACUACAUGCUAUGUUCAGCCGACAACAAACACCACACAUUAUCACAAACGCACCAUUCCCAUUGUGAAGCAUGGUGGUGGCAGCAUCAUAAUGUGGAACUGUUUCUCAGCAGUGGACCCUGGAAGGCUUGUAAGAGUAGAGGGGAAAAUGAUUACAGUUGAAGUUUUGGGAAAUUCUGAUGCAGUCUGAAAGAGAACUGCAACUUGGAAGAAGAUUUGUUUUUCAGCAAGAAAAUGAUCCGAAGCAUACAGUCAAAGCUACCUAGAAAUUGUUUAAAGACAACAAGGUGAAUGUUCUGGAGAGUCAGAGUCCAGAUCUUAAUCCAACUGAGAAUUUGUAGCUUGAAUUGAAGAAAGUUGUUCACUCACAAUCCCUGUGUAACCGAACAAAGCUUAAGCAGUUUUGUAAAACAAAACGAACAGGGUAAAACUGCAGUGUCCAGAUGUACACAGUUGAAUGAGAAACAACACAGGCUCGAUAAUGUAAUUUUAACCAAAGGUGCAUCUCUUAAAUACUGACUUGAAGGGGUUGAAUCCUUAUGCAGUGACAUUUUAAUUCACACUUGAACCUGUUUUAUCGCACUUAUCCAGGUUGUCUUCUCCUAAGUAGAUCCUUGCUUGUGUUGUAUCUACUCUCAGAUGUAAGUCGUUUUGGAUAAAAGCAUCUGCUAAAUGAAAUUGUUUAAUUGUAAUUAUUUGACAUUGCUUUUGAGAAAUCUGCCCCCAAAAACAAUCAUUUCUUGUUAUUUUUUUGCCAAAAAAAAAUGACUCAAUGUUAAAAAGCGGUUAAAGGGAGUAAAUUCCAACAAGGCUGAAUAUUUUUUAUAGACACUGUACACAGCAUAUUUCCUUUAAUGUAUUGUCACAAAGCCAACAACAAAGUUGGCGAAAACUCAUCCAGUUUAUGAAUAGUAAUGAUUACUGCUUUAAUGUGAUGUAAUGUGAUUACAAUGAUGCAUUACAUCCGACACUCGUCCGUCUCCUUGUCUUUUGUUGGUGCUGAAUGAAAUGUGUAGAAUAAGCCUUCAUUAAAUCCUUUUGUCAGACUUCAGCAUGAAGUGAUUCUCAUUUUACAUGUUGGCUAAUGCUGCCGCCAGUCAGACGUCCCUGCUGUUACUCACAUUGCUCUCUCAAUAAGCUUCCUCUGCAGCUCUCCUUCCUCUCUGGCGUCGAGAAAGCGGCCUCUGAUUGCCAGAGCGGCGCUGGCCUGUGACGAGUUGAGCUGAAUGAUGGCCAGAGACAGAGAGGACAGGACCGUCGAGCUGAGAAGGAGUUUCACACGUGAUCUAAGAUUGGCAUUUAAGGUUUGCUUGGUUGUCAACAACAGAAAUCGUCACAUCUUGCAGUCUUUCAAGACCUGGCAGGACACAACAUUCCUGAGAAAUGCAGCACAACUGCAUCUGAGACUGAGAAGAAUUUCUUUUGACAACCUCCAGAGAAUGCAGAAUGCCAGGAGGUGACAGACACAGCAGAAAGUAACAGCCUUGUGCCUCUUUGAAGGAUUUCUUCGAGCUGCCGUCCAGGACCUGCUGCCGAGAAGCAUUCCCACAUCAUGAUGCUGCCACCACCAUGCUGCACAGUGGGGAUGGGUGUGUUUAUGUGCUCAGGUGAUCUGUAUUUCACUAAUUGUGUGACUUCUUGCACCAACUGGCUGCAUCUGUGUUGACUUGCUGGAGUCACAUUAAAUAAGGUAAAUACUUUAAUUUCUCAUUAUGAAUUAUUUGACUUUAUUAUGUAAAAAUCUGUUCUUUUUUUGACACAAAAGUCUCUUUUGUGUUUGUGUCAAAAACCCAAAUGAAAUUGACCAUGGUUCAUGUUAAAAGGAGUAAAAAGAGGAAACUUCCAAGGGGGGAUGAAUAUUUUUUAUAGACACUGUAUGCAAAUACAAAUAUGUUUAGACCCUUAAAAAUUGCAAAAUUAAUAUUUAUGGUUACAAAUGACCAAACUACACUGCCCGGCCAAAAAAAAGUUGCACACUCUAAUAUUUUGUUGGACCGCCUUUAGCUUUGAGAACGGCACUCAUUCGCUGUUGCAUCAUUUCGAUAACUUCUGCAAUGCCGCAGCAUUUAUUUCUGUUCAGAGAUGCAUUAAUUUUUCACCAAGAUCUUAUAUUGAUGAUGGGAAAGUCGGACAGCUGCGCAAAGUCUUCUCCAGCACAUCCUAAAGAUUCUCAGUGGGGCUGAGGUCUGGACUCUGUGGAGGUCAAUCCAUGUGUGAAAAUGAUGUCUCAUGCUCCCUGAUCCACUCAUUCACAAUGUGAGCCCCAUGAAUCCUGGUAUCCUCAUCUUGGAAUAUGCCCAUGUCAUCAGAGAAGAAAAACUCCACUGAUGGAAAGACCUGGUCAUUCAGUAUAUUCAGGUAGUCAGCUGACCUCAUUCUUUGGGAACAUAACGUUGCUGAACCUGACCAACCCCAGAUCAUAACCCUAAACCCCACAGGCUGGUAGGCACUAGCCAUGAUGAGUUCAUUACUUCAUCUGCCUCUCUUCUUACUGUGAUGCCCCCAUCACUUUGGAACAGUGUAAAUCUGGACUCAUCAGACCACAUGACCGACCAUGUUUGUUCCUGGAAGACGAUGGUUCUCCACUAUCCAUCCAGGUUUUAAUAAUGCAUUGGAUGGUUCUUAACCUGAUUUUAGUAGUUUUAGAAAUCUCCUUAGUUGUUUUCUUUGCUUGAUGCAGGCCAAUAAUUUGACUCUUCUGAGACAGAUUAACAUUCUUGCCAUGACCACAGGAUAUGUCUUCCAACAUGGUUGUUUAAGAAAUGAAAAGCUCCUCACUGCAUCAGCUAAGGUUAAAUAAGUUGUUGCAGCUGAAACAUAUUCAUCACUGCAGUAAUUAUCCAAUGGAAAGCUCUUACCUUUUUGUUUGGUUAAUUCCAGGUGCUGACUUUUUUUUUUUUUUUUGGACAGGCAGUGUAUUAUGGUGGUAUGUGCCUCAACCAUUAUUAUAUUGGGUCACCCCAACAAUCAAAAUCUAUUUCAGAAGUAUGGCACAAUUCAUUGUGGUUUCAACAGUUUUUUUGUUUUGUUUUUUUUGCUUGUUGGUUUAUUUUUGUACUAUGUGAAUCAUCCCCUGUGGGCAAAGAAGAGUGCUUGGACCGGAAUUUUAAGUUGUAUCUGAAAUACUUUUACAAAAAAAGUUCCCUUAUCUAGUUACUGAUGCUCAAAAACCAAAAAAUCUAAAUCUGAUUUUGUAAAUAUAUACAGCUUGGUGGUCAGUGUGGUCUAAUAAUUAUUUCCCAAGCUGUAUACAGACAGGAGGUGUCAGCUUUCCCCAUCACUCUUGACCCAGUAGUAAAUGGGAUUACAACUGACUUCAAAAUGGUGGUUACAUCACAAAAUCCCUCUCACAUGUACAUUUCUUUUUCUCCUAUUAAAGGUGAACACAGAGAAGCUUUUACUUUUCAACAGAUGAAUGCAAAAACAGUCUACCAAAAUCUGCUCAUAACAUUGUCCUGCACAGUGAAAGUCAAACAUUCAAAUGAACGAACAAGGAGUAAAAGGCAUUUCUGGGCAGAGGAGUACCUCAAAAAUUGUAUGAACAAGAUGGAUUAGUGCCAAAACAAUUCUAAUUUUAUUUUGAAAUUCCAUUCCUUCAAUCAAAGUAACUGUUCUGUGCUCCGACAUAAUACUUAUUAAGUAAACAUUAACGGUCCGUGUAUAUUUUGGCAAUUGGAUUUUCCACUCUCAAACAGGUAUUGAAAAACAAAAAACGAGAGGUUAUUUGAUUUUCGUUUUAAAAUACAAAAAUUAAAAUUGAAAUACAAGGCGUUUUUCCUUUUCAUGAUCAAAAAGGGAUAUACGAAAUUUUAAUCCACAAGGUUCUUUCAUUCCAACUGCUGGAACAUUAAAUAUUAGAGUGAACACAGCAAAAUAUGAGUGGAACACAAUAGAGUGUUCUGUUUUUGUUCUAUAUUUUAAUCUUAUGGAAAUGUUUGUUUUCCUGGUUGAGGCGAGAGACCAUUUUACUGCCUUAGAUGGACAAUAAAGUUCAUUCUAUUUUAUUCUAAUGUAUCAUUAGCAUUUACAUGAGCUCCACAGUUAUCUGACCAUACACUGUUGUAGAGAAAAAAACAACCAAAGAACAGAGAUAUUAACUCAGAACUGAACUGAGAGAUUAACAUUCAUCAGUAACAGUUCUGUGGAGGAACAUAAACGUAGAUUUAUUUAUAUCUGCUGAUCAUUAAUACAGCAGUUAUGGAUGAUUGAUCAGCUGUGAUCUGCAGGAAACUUAGCUACAGCUUACAGUUAAUUAGUUUAUGACACCGACUAACCUGAUUUAGCAUUAGUGUUAGCACUAAAUGAGGAAACGCAAUCUCAGAUUCACAGAACAACUUUAAAACACGAUGUUAGAACAUGUUUAUAUCAGAGGUUACAGUCUGAUGUUAACUUACAGUAACUUUACUGCUUUAUAUGUGAUGUUGUCCAGAUGUGGAGAAGAGUACAACUAGUUACAAAAAUGACUUACCUGUAGAGUUUAUCAUCACUUUUGGAGGCUAACGUUAUUAGCAGCAGCGUUGGUAAACAACAGAAAUAAACAAAUGUGGGCGGGACAGAGAGUCCUCGGCUCUCGGUCAGUCUGACCAAUCACUGUUCUCCGGUUCUCGGUCAGUCAGACCAAUCACUGCUCUCCGGCUCUCAGUCCGACCAAUCACUGCUCUCAGAUUUAACUGUCUGUAGUUCCAUUUUGAUGGAUGCUAAAUUUUCACUGAAAGCCAGGAGCUGGGACUUUAAAAUAACUGCCGUCUCGUUACAGAGUGAAAGUAGCAGUUCCUCCUUAAGGUCAGAGAUUGCAGCAUCUGAGGGCCUCUUCAAAAGAAGACGUAGUUGAUGAAGGCGUUCUGGAGCAGGACCAGAAAGACCACGACCAAGCAGCCUUGAGAUCUUAGGCAGCGACUCCCUCAGGUCCCUCCCUAUCUCCCCACACAUCCACCAACCACUGGAACACAUCUCCAAAGUUCUGCCGGGCCAGCUCAGCUUCCCCUCAGAAGAAGUGCCGCCACCUGCCAGAUGAAGGAGCCUUUGGAGAGGCAGCUCGCAUCGUGAUUGGACUGUACUUUGGUCUGUUCCAAUCCAGCUUCAGCUCCAAAGACGGCAGGCAGGACGAGCCAACGGAGGCCGGGUGGACGAAGGCAUGCAGCUGAGUACAAUCCAGAAAACAACAGAGGAGGAGUGCAGUGGCCCAGGGCCAGAAAAAACAGAGUAGUCAAAGUCAAAGUCAGCUUUAUCGUCAAUUCUUCAAUAUGUACAUGACAUACCAAGAAUCGAAAUUACGUUAUGUUAUGAGUGGCACAGUAUGUCUCUUAGAAAACAUCAUAGUAUAGCCUUUGAGAUGAAAAAACGCCAUAAUAUACAUCGUAUAUUGUACAAAUAACAAGUCAAAGGAAAGAGACAUACAUUGUAGAAUUGUAGUUUUUGUGGGCUGACUGAUUUACUGAUUAUCAGUAUGUUAUUUUUUACUGAUUUACGGUAAUAAAUACAUUUAAAAAUGGC
Amphiprion ocellaris (clown anemonefish) is the source of this 11724-nucleotide messenger RNA. RefSeq names its product zinc finger protein 668 (gene znf668). The transcript has 6 exons. The record is from RefSeq and is a predicted model, not a curated record. The coding region runs from base 415 to 2418 and encodes 667 amino acids. Lineage: Eukaryota; Metazoa; Chordata; Actinopteri; Pomacentridae.